Brassica napus (rape) is the source of this 2146-nucleotide messenger RNA. RefSeq lists its product as uncharacterized. NCBI's taxonomy places the organism in Eukaryota, Viridiplantae, Streptophyta, Magnoliopsida, Brassicales, Brassicaceae. The transcript is spliced from 3 exons. The record is from RefSeq and is a predicted model, not a curated record. Bases 676 to 1896 code for a protein of 406 amino acids.
CUCAUAAAAUAACAUAGACCUCAUAAAUUUAUAUUAAUUUUUUACUAUUUUAUACCAGUUGGAUAUUUGUUAGAAAUAUGGAAUGAAUAUAUUGUAUACUAUGGCCUUGUUUUAUAAAUAUAUACCAGUUGAAAAAAAAAGAAUAUAUGGAAUGGAAAUAUUCUGAAACUCCCUCUCUCUCUCUCUCUCUCUAUUAAAAGAGUCUCUCCUCUUCUCUCUCUGUCUCUCUCGCUCCUCAUGAUCGAAAUUUUUUAUAUUUAGAAAUGGUAUGUGAUAGUUACAGAUACACGUUAAACGUGUGUAGUAUAAUCUAUCUAUAUUGAUGGAGACAAUAACCAUUAGAAUCUGACCUAUGGAUCUCAUUUCCUCUUGAGAUACUUUUCUCUCUCUCUCAGUUUUUUCCGUCUCCCAGAUCUGCUUACCAUUGGAAAGCUUCAAGCUAUUUGUUACAGGUUUUUUCGUGUGUGUGUGUGUGGACUGUGGAUAACCAGUAUAAUAGGACUAAUUAGCAGAUGCUCAUGUAGCUAAUUUCUUGUUGGAAGGUCAGUGUUGAUCCUGUUUGAUUUUGACGUAUUCAUCUCAGUUUUACCGUUUCUGUGUAUGCCGUGUGUUCGCAUUUUUGAUAGGGACGAACGAACCACAGAAUAAAAGAGUUAGAUCAUCGACCAAGGUGCCAUGUACUUCUUUGGUUUGUCCAAAGAGGAAGUGUUGUCACAGAAACAACAUGUUGCAUCACAUAAAGAGACUUUAAAGCAGAAUCCAAUGAGUACAGUCACUCUGUUUGGGAGACAGGUGUUUCCGGUUAAAAGCUCACCUAAGCUGCUGAUGAGAGAUAUCGAUCUUCGUCUUCCUGCAGAUCACUACGCUUAUAAUACCACUGUAGAUAUGGGAUUUCAUUCAGAGUUUGAAGCUAACAAGGAGAAAGAUGCAGCACUAGCCACAACUUGGAGUGGCAAGAGAGACCCAAAAAUUAUUAUUGACCUUGAGGAGCCUCCCACAACAGAGCAGGCAGAUUCUGUUAGCUAUGAACCGUCAUUCUUGGCUGAUGGGAUCAGCUCAAACAUAGUGGAUAUGGAGUCAGGUUUACUGGACCUUAACAGAACCCCACCGGAUGAUGAGUUAGUCUCCGAGCCUCAUUACUCUUUCUUACAAGACCUGAACUGUCCGUACAUUGAAGAGAAAGAAACUAGCUGCGAGAAGAGCGGAGUAGAUGAUGAUCCUACUACGCCUCUUUGCUCUUCUAAAUGCCAAAACGUCCAUGAAAAAGAGGGUACAGCAUCUCCAGCUUCAUAUACUUCUUGCUGCACCACUGAAAACAACUUAAGAACUCAAACACUGGAUCCUUCUUGCUGUACACGGCUUGAGUUUCCUGCUACGGAAGUCUUACCGGAGAACGAACGUUGUAACGAGGAGGAAGAGUUCUCUGAAGCUAUUCAAACGGCAGCUGAAUCAUUAGUCCACAUAUCAGCAGUUUCAUGUCAAGUGAGAACCAAUAGCUCAUCUCAAGAUCAAGAUUUGGAAUGUUGUUCAUGCGAUUCAUAUGAGCUACACACAUUAGGUCUAAGUGAAACCAACAUGGAAGAAGACUUAUGUGUGUCAUCAAUGGCUCUAGAUGAGAUCAAUAACAUGAAAAGAGAUAACAACAAAGAGAUUGGACUCAAGCUGAGAAGAGGGAGGAGAAUGAAGAACUUCCAGAAGGAGAUACUCCCGAGCUUAACUUCUCUCUCUAGGCACGAGAUACGCGAAGACAUUAACAUCUUGGAAGCAGUUUUGAGAUCAAGAGAGUACAAGAAGAUGCAGGGGAAAGCUAAAGAUGUCAAAUUAGGAGCAAACCAGAGAAACAAACGUCCAGUUUCACAGAGGUACGUUGGUAAAAGAAGGCGAAAACAUGAAUGAUUGCUCCAUUGUGUAAUGUUUUAAAAGUCUAUGUUGUUCAAGUAUUUUUAUUUAGAUUAUGGCAUUGAUUAUGGAUAAGAAGUUAUAGAUAGUAAGCUGAUGACAUUCUCAUUCUCUCUCAAAAUGUUACUUAAAGGGUCUACUGGUGUCAGACCUGACUGCUGUUGUGCAUUAACGAUUUGUUAGGGGUCAACUGAAAUGUUCUUGUUGGAAUCUUGGAACACAGUUUGUAUUCAACAACUUUAACUGA